CCAUCUCUUUCGUCUCAACUCCUCUACUCUCUCUGAUUCUAAUUGCGAAGACUCGUGCCAGUAAAGUAAUCUCAACUUGGCUUUCAGUUCCAAGCAAACUUGAAUCACCGUUCCCCUUCGUUCUCCGAUCCACGCUGUUUCCUUCUCCUCUUCCGAAACAACCUAGGGUUCGUUCAUUCGUUCCUCCCAAUCAUGAACUGUGAAGUUUGCCAGCUCAAGGAACUGGAAGUGGAGCACUUUGAGAUACGCGAAAUCCUGCGAUGCAUAUUGCACACGGUCGUGUUUCAUCGCGCGUUGGGUCUCGUUCGUCCCAAAGAUGUUGACAUGGAACUAUUUGAUGUCACCUACGUGCAAUGCGGAGAGUUGGAGCUUGAGAAGAAAAUAGAAGAGAAGAUUGAGCAGUUCAUUUGUUGGGUGGAGAAGCAUCCUAACAAAAAGAGUCAGAUAUGCUUAUCAUUCUAUGAGGUGAAAAAUAAGCAGGUAUCUUGGUUCAGUAACAAAAUUGAACGCUUGUAUUGGGAACAGUGGUAUAUUAAUCUGAAUGUGGCCCAGCAUCAGAAGGCACACUCUAGCAAGUCUCAUCUUUCCAAAGUUGUUGAUCCCGGAGAGGGAGCACUGGAAGAUAGAAAUGCUCGAAGUGCAACACUUGAAGCAUCGCUGCGUGAGGUUUUAUUUCAAAUAAUAAAAUUUGUGAACGAGAAGAAGGACCAUGUUCCGCCAAUACCAAAUCUUGAGGGCGCUAUUUCAUUUCCCUAUGAAAUUACAAUACCUAGUUCGUCGGAUUCUGCAUUUGGGAUGGACAUGAUCAAGAGAAUGCUCCAGACUGGGCAUCCAACAAUGCUAAGUUGAUUGUUAGAGUCAGUAGAGUGGUGGUGUUUGAAGUUAAAUGGAGAUUCUUGUUCAUAUGUAUAAGCUUGAAAUCUGGUGCUGAAGAAAGCUGGUAAGGAAGGCAAUGUUCAACCUCUUUGUAAAUAAAGCUGAAUCUAUAGUAUAGUUGCAAUCCAAAAAAAAAAAUCUUUUGCAAAUAUUUCCUCUUUUUAAUCUGUCUUUCAUAUCUUGUA
Lotus japonicus is the source of this 1061-nucleotide messenger RNA. Its product is annotated as autophagy-related protein 101. Lineage: Eukaryota; Viridiplantae; Streptophyta; Magnoliopsida; Fabales; Fabaceae. The transcript has 7 exons. The coding region runs from base 193 to 849 and encodes 218 amino acids. The record is from RefSeq and is a predicted model, not a curated record. Gene Ontology annotation, cellular component: phagophore assembly site. Gene Ontology annotation, biological process: autophagosome assembly; autophagy.